GUUAUAUCAGAGUUGUAAUAAUUUAUAGAAUAAUACAGCCAAGAUGAAAUCCAACGAGACUGCCCUCUCCUACUUCCUUAUUAGAGAGAUAAUCCGAUGCUUCCUUGACAGCAUGAACUAUAUGGAAGAAAGCGAGAUUAUCAAGUAUGCGCUUAUAGAAUUGAAGAAGAGUGACCUUGAGUUCAUGAGCAAGAAAGAAAAUGAAGACAAAUCCAACCUAAAUUUCAAAGUGAUAUACUCUUUAUUUGAUCUCCUUGAGAAUCUUGGGUUGAUCUCAAGAAAACUUGAGAACAACCAGAGGUUUCUUAAAUGGGUCGGCUUUGCUCAGUGUCGCAAAAAGUACGGAAUUGUCUUCAAAGUUGAUGCGAACAAAAUAUCGAAAGAGAAGAUUAUCAACAUGAAGGUCUCUGAUGGUGCUCAACGAAAAUACGCGACCAAUAAUGAGCAGUUCAUUGCUGCUUUCUUCUACCAAAUUUAUACAAAACAAAGAGACAGCGCAGAUAAGUACAUCUCAAGUCUGGACUACGAACAACUCAAGAACGAAAUUCUCCUCAGAGAUGUAGGCGUCAAAGAGACAGAAGAAAGCUUGGGCAAACUCCGAAGCCUGAUGCAAAUUAUGGUAUACAUUGGCUUGGUUCAGAAGAAAGGAGUCCUUGAAAUGCUGAAAAACGAAGAAGAGAAAAUAAACUCAAGUGAGUACUCCAAAUUCAUAUCUCAAAGCAAAUCCCAAAACAAAGGAUAUUGAUGGAUAUUCAAGCAUGUUGAUGUCUUGAUGGAUGAAGAAUACAAGCUAGAUGAGAAAGAGUAUUUCGAGCAGAGGAAUAAGGACUUUAAGAUUGAGUUCAAGAAAUUACCUCCCAAAACAACCCCGAAUAUGAUGGAUGAUCAAAUCUCAGGCUAUGCACUUCUUCAAGGGAAGAAAUGGCAUUAUAUCAUGAAAUCUCUAGUAAUCAUCAUUGGAAGAGCGCCUACUCCUGUUUUAAAGAACACAAAUACUCCACACACGACUGCAGGGAGGGGAUUCAAAGGCUCUAUAACAUGGCAUGUCGACUUAGAAAUAAAUCCCUCAAUUCCCACUUCAGCUGCGACUUCUCGCCAGCAAGCGUUCAUCGCAUUCAACUUCUACACAGAGAAUUUCGAGAUCAAGAACCUAUCAGAAACACAACUGCUUUACAUAAACGGCAAAUCCUACAGCCACAGUGACGACCCUGUCCCCCUCGAGACCAACGACAUGAUCCAAGUAAACUCCGAAGACUUCGUAUUCCUCCUACCUAAGACCAAAUAAUUUUCAAUCUUCUUCCCAAAAAA
Messenger RNA from Moneuplotes crassus, 1308 nucleotides. The record is from the annotation of a GenBank genome assembly. NCBI's taxonomy places the organism in Eukaryota, Ciliophora, Spirotrichea, Euplotida, Euplotidae.